CUCUUUGUAGGUCAAAGGUCGUUCACUUCCUGCAACGCCAAAAUUCAUCUAGUCAAACUAGUUUCUGACCGUCUUGUCCAUCUGUGGCCAGUACUGUCAUAUAACAAGAAGAAAACGGUGACCUCUUCUCCGUGUUAGCAUCUUUGCAUGAGUUUUACUGCCCUUUCCUUCAGAUCAACCUGUGAAAAAUGUCUGGAAGUCCUGCUCUGGUCAUGCGGCUCGUGGCCUCUGCCUACACCGUGGCUGAAAAGGCAGGAGCCAUUGCGAGGAAAGUGCUUCACAGCGGAGAACUUGGCAUUGUGGAAAAGACGGGAGCGAACGAUCUGCAGACACUUGCAGACAGACUGGCGCAGCAGAGCAUCUGCGCUUCACUGUACAGAAAGUUCCCCAAACUCACCAUCAUUGGAGAGGAGGAUCUUCCAGCUGAGGAGGUUCAGGAAGACCUCAUUGAGACUGGCCAAUCAGAGGAAAUCCUCCAGAAGAGCUGUCCUGCAGAGUAUAGUGAGCUGAAAGAAGAAGAGCUCGUUGUGUGGGUUGAUCCUCUGGAUGGCACCAAGGAAUUUACUGAAGGGCUCCUCGAUAACGUGACAGUGCUCAUUGGCAUUGCACACAGAGGCAGAGCUAUCGCAGGCGUCAUCAACCAGCCGUUCUACAACUACCAGCUUGGAGCCGGAGCCACUUUAGGCCGGACGAUGUGGGGGAUGCCGGGUUUGGGCGCCUUCGGCUUCCAGCUGAAGGAAGUUCCCGACGGGAGGCGAAUUGUCGCCACCACCCGUUCCCAUAGCAACAAGCUGGUGACGGACUGCGUGAACGCCAUGGAGCCUCAUGAGGUCAUACGAGUGGGCGGAGCUGGGAACAAGAUAAUCCAGCUGGUGGAGGGGAAAGCUUCUGCUUAUGUCUUUGCGAGUCCGGGGUGCAAGAAGUGGGACACCUGCGCUCCUGAAGCUGUCCUGGUUGCAGUCGGAGGCCGACUGACCGACAUGCACGGCAACGCCUAUCGCUACGACGCCGACGUGAAGCACAUGAACUCGGCCGGGGUCCUCGCCACGCUACGCAACCACGAGUACUACGUCAGCAGAGUGCCACAGUCCGUGCUGCAGGGCCUCAAGUCAGACUGAGGUCUGUACUCACGUCUCCCAACACCAGAUCGGUUUCUGGACAUGUGUGUGUGAACUGUAUUUUUAUACACCAUAAAAUGUUUUUAAUGUGUCAUUUCGGUCAUUUGUAAAUGGAGGUUGUUUAUUCUUGUGCCUGAGACUGAACUUCUUGUAUUGUAUCUGGAGAGAGUCAGUUACAGUUUUACCGUUUUUACACACCUGGGGGGUAGAUAAACACAACCCCUCCCCUUCAGCCAACGUCAGAAGCAACCGUCACAAACCUUCAGCUAUUACCAGAAAGAACUCGUUACUCCUUUUAUUUCAGGGCCACGGUUUCAAGAUGGCUGAACCAUUAACGUAAUAACGUACACUACACUACAACCUACACACUACAGGAGUUUUCUUGACCAUCUGUCUGUCGUUAGCGUUACUGUCCCUCUCCUUCUAAUAUUAGUUUCCUAUUUUUACCCCAUGAUGAUGAGAGCCCCGACAGGUAACACCUGAACCUUUACCACCUUAAGGGACCCAGAAGAAGCAGGAAGCAGACUCCACACACUCUUUCCGUUUAUUCCACAUGUCUGAAACAAACUCGUACAAAUCUCAGGACGUCUGAACGUCCUGUUUCCAGCUUGUAGACCGACAGAUUUACAAGGCAAAAGGCAAAAAUGUUUGAAAUCAAGUCACAACAGCUUAAAUGUUGGGUACUGAGUUGGGACUUAUUUACUGUACUUCAGUCAAUAACCACUACGUGUAAUAAAAAGUAAUGAUGCCAACAACAGACAAAAA
Molecule: messenger RNA, 1883 nt
Organism: Mugil cephalus (flathead mullet)
Lineage: Eukaryota; Metazoa; Chordata; Actinopteri; Mugiliformes; Mugilidae
Gene: bpnt1
Product: bisphosphate nucleotidase 1
Exons: 9
Coding region: 189-1118 (309 amino acids)
Biological process (GO): phosphatidylinositol phosphate biosynthetic process
Molecular function (GO): 3'(2'),5'-bisphosphate nucleotidase activity
Source: RefSeq, a predicted model, not a curated record